UAUAGUACAUAACACAAUAUAUAGUACAAUAUAUUUGUAUUAAUACAAUAAUUUAUUACUGUAUUAUAUAUAUUUGUAGUUGUAACAUUGACAUCAAAUUUAGGAAAACGUUGGGUUAUUUAUAUUAAUUCCAAAAAUUAUUUUUUUGGAGUGAUUAUACUUCUAAAUUGUUUAAAAAAAAUCUUUUUGUUAAAAAAAAAACGAAGAAAAAGAUUGUUUUCUAGAUCCUGGAAAGUAUUUAAUGGAUAUAUUUUAUUUUAUUAUUUGUUACAACUACAAAUAUAUAUAAUACAGUAAUAAAUUAUUGUAUUAAUACAAAUAUAUUGUACUACAUAUUGUAUUUUCUGAAUUCCGGCUAUUGAGACUUUCAAUCAGGACUUUCAGUCAAGACUUCAUUAUACUAAAAUUUUAGCCAAUUCUAUCCGGGACCACUUUUUCACGUGUUUUGUGCGGAGUCUUCUAUUACUAGAACUUUCUUUAGAAAAAUAAGUGGUUGCAUUCCUCUUGACGCUGUCCUUUAAGGCCGCAGCACAGACUUUUGCAUAACGCAUAAGAGAACAAACCAAUCACAGGCUUCUAUUUUUAUCCUGAGGAGAGAAAAGGCGAUUCUGAUUGAUUGAUUCUUUUAAGCGUUAUGCAUUAUACAAAAGUCUUAGUUGCGUUCCAAAAUUCACUGCCAGUACUGAAAAUCUGUAGUAUAUGUAACGUGGCCUAUAGAUUUUCAGUACUGCUAGUGAAUUUUGGAACGCAGCUAAAAAUGAAAUAAGUGCUGCUCCCAGCGCUGUGAGCGCCAAAGACAACGCACCCGGAUUCAUGACGAUGCAGUCGAACUUAGCUUUUUAACUGUGUAUGACGUACGAUUGUGUAGUUGGUAAGCAUUAGUUUUAUCAGUUUUAUGUAUUUCAAAGUAUUGCCUCUGUACGUUGUUGAAAAGCACCUAAAGGUUUAGUAGCUUAUUCAAAUUUUAGAUCUCUAAAAUAAUCAUACUCCAUUUGACGUAUUCUUGUUGACGUUAUUUGAAAAAGUCCUUUUUCAAGAACUUCAACGAAUUUUGAAAUAUAUUUGUAUGAUUUAAUUCUUGGAUCGUGCCAUUCAAAUUGAUUAAACUCAAUUGAAAAAGAAUGAAACGAAUAAUACAAAAGAAAGCUCGGAAAGAAAAAUCUGUUGUGAUCGAAAACAGUAACGCAACACAGAGCGAUAAAAUUACAUUAGAUUCGAGUGUCUAUUUACAUUACGACAUUCUGAGAAUCAUCUUUCAAUAUUUACAUGCCAGGGAUCUGGCGAGUGCCGCAAUGGUUUGCAGGUCUUGGUUAGAAGCUGCAAAUAAGGAAAAAUGGACAAGAGGUCCUUAUUUUUUCUUUAGUACUUCUACCCCUAAUAUCUCUUCACCUAUUCAUUUGUCAAGUUAUGUCAGGAAUAUAAAAAUUCAUCCAUCAAUAGGUUUUGUUUUUUUUACUAACGAUUAUUUUAAAAUUUCAUAUAUAGAAGGUAUACAUUUUAUACUUUUAUUACAUUCUUAUUGAUAGUUAUAGAGAAACAAACUUCGUAAUCUUAUAAAAAUAAAUUAUAAUUUUAAUUUUCUUAUUGGUACAUAAAAGGGCUUAAUUUUAAUUUACUACUCACUAAUAAUCAAAUUCUUACAUACAUGGUACUGAUUAAAUAUAAUCAAAUUCAUAAGUGCGAAGUUGCGUAAAUGCUUAAUUU
Molecule: messenger RNA, 1704 nt
Organism: Monomorium pharaonis (pharaoh ant)
Lineage: Eukaryota; Metazoa; Arthropoda; Insecta; Hymenoptera; Formicidae
Exons: 2
Coding region: 1122-1523 (133 amino acids)
Molecular function (GO): protein binding
Source: RefSeq, a predicted model, not a curated record